Eublepharis macularius is the source of this 2001-nucleotide messenger RNA. It is a transcript of the gene EN1, whose product is annotated as engrailed homeobox 1. Gene Ontology annotation, biological process: regulation of transcription by RNA polymerase II; neuron differentiation; multicellular organism development. Lineage: Eukaryota; Metazoa; Chordata; Lepidosauria; Squamata; Eublepharidae. The coding region runs from base 128 to 1255 and encodes 375 amino acids. The transcript has 2 exons. Gene Ontology annotation, cellular component: nucleus. The record is from RefSeq and is a predicted model, not a curated record. Gene Ontology annotation, molecular function: DNA-binding transcription factor activity, RNA polymerase II-specific; RNA polymerase II cis-regulatory region sequence-specific DNA binding.
UUGGCGUUUUGUAAUUUCCCCCCCGACACGAGCAAGUGAGCCCCGCCAGCGUCCCGACCGCCUCCCGGCGAAGCUCGAGGAGUGGAGGGAGAGCCGAGGCAGCGAUCGCCGGAGCUGGCGGCUGACCAUGGAAGAGCAGACGGACAGUAAAAGUCUCCGCGACCCUGCUCCGCCGCCGGCCAGCCACAGCCACAGCCACAGCCACAGCCACAGCCAGAGCCGCAGCGGCAGCAGCAGCGGCAGCGAUGGCGAGAGCGUGCCCGUGUCGCCCAGCCCGGCUCCCCCGUCGCCGGCCGCGCCGUGCCUGGCCUCGCUGCCCCACCACCCGCCCCACCACCACCACCCGCCCCACCAGCACCAGCCGCCGCCGCCCCAGCCGCGGCCACCGCCGCCCCAGCCGCCGCCGCCGCAGCAGCACCGCACCACCAACUUCUUCAUCGACAACAUCCUGAGGCCGGACUUUGGCUGCAAGAAAGAGCAGCUCGCGAGCCUGGCCGGGCCGCCCGGAGGAGGAGGAGGAGGGGGCGGCGGCGGCGGCCGGGACCGAGCCCUGGACCGCGGGGCCAGCUCAGGUAGAGAAAACGUCAACCCUCUGCUCGGCAGGCCCCCCCACCCGGCCUCCGCUCUCCUUAGCGCCGAGUCGCCCGGGAGCCCCGACAGCGCCUCCACGGCCUCCAAAGCGAGCCCCGCCACGGCGGCAGCGGUAGGGACGGCCAAGCCCCCCUCCUCCUCCUCCUCCUCCUCCUCUUCCUCCUCCUCCUCCUCCUGCUCGGAAGGGAGUGGAACUAACCCGGCGAAGUAUGGGGAGCACGCCAACCCCGCCAUCCUGCUCAUGGGCUCCAAUAAUGGAGGGGCUCUGGUCAAGAGCGAUUGCCAACAGCCGCUGGUAUGGCCUGCCUGGGUGUACUGCACUAGGUAUUCAGACAGACCAUCCUCGGGCCCCCGCACGAGGAAGCUGAAGAAGAAGAAGAACGAGAAGGAGGACAAGAGGCCGCGGACGGCCUUCACGGCCGAGCAGCUGCAGAGACUCAAGGCGGAGUUCCAGGCCAACCGCUACAUCACCGAGCAGCGGCGGCAGACGCUGGCCCAGGAGCUCAGCCUCAACGAGUCGCAGAUCAAGAUCUGGUUCCAGAACAAGCGGGCCAAGAUCAAGAAGGCCACCGGCAUCAAGAACGGCCUGGCGCUCCACCUCAUGGCCCAGGGACUCUACAACCAUUCCACCACCACCAUCCAAGACAAAGAGGAGAGCGAGUGAAGCCCGCCCAGGCUUCUGCUGAGAAAGCUUCUGAUAUUAUUAUUAUUCUAAUUAUUCUAAUUAUUAUUAUUAUUAUUAUGAACCCGAUCGCCAGGGAGGAGGCCGAGGACAGUGAGAUGAAGAUAAUAGGAGAGAAAGCAGGACGUUCUGGGACAAAAAAGAGAAUUACACAAAGGACUUUUUCGCCGCAGCAUUGGAGGGGGAUUUAGAAGGGUGCUAUUUAAAAUAAUAAUAAUAAAGAAUCAGAUUUAUUGUCUAUUCAUAGUUAUAAGGAUUUCGAUUUUAAAAAAAACCCGAACACUUACAAAAAAAUUAUCUAUAUAGCCAAACAUCGUACGACCUUGUAUAUAUUUAAUUUCAGGUAAGGACAAAAUAACCAUGUGUAGCGUUUUCUAUUUGCUCAUCUGUUGAGCUCUGGCUUUCUCCUCUCUCCUCGCUCUUUCUUUGUCCUUGUUUGUUUUCUUUAUGCCUUUGGGGCUCCCCUUUCCCUUUUCUGCAUCUCGGUUUUGAAGUAGGUGUCUGGCUCUCUCCCACUUUGCCCUCCCUUCCUACCUGCGUGUUAUUGUGUGUGUGCAUUUUUUUCUAUCUUUAUUUUGUGCGUGCGUGUGUUGUUCUUUUUCCGAGGAAGAAUAAUAACAGUAUGACCCACAGACUGCGAGACUGAACCCCUUGCUACAAGCCAAAGAUUUUUUUCUUAUGUUCAGAAAUCUGUAGUCUGAAAUAAAGUGUAGAUUGUGUUCAGGAUA